CCAACUGCCAUUUUGUGGCAGAGGCUACUCUGCUAAAGCGGGAGAGGGAUUAAAACAAACUGCGAAGAAGCCUGCGUUUCAUACCAGCCUGUUAAACUUUGUAGCACAGACUCUCUGCUUUCGGCUGAGUUAAACGGGAAGAGAAACACACAAAAAAGAGUUCCUGCCCAGCAUGGACGGAGGGCCAACAGAGGGUGUUGAGGUGGUGGAGGUCCCCGCCAAGGACUUCCCCUCCAUCCAGGCUGUUCACAGCCAGGAUGCCAUGGUGGCUGACCUCCUCCAGCAAGCUGCAGAGGCUGGGGGCGUGGUAGAGGGACAAGCUGGAGUCGUUCUGGAACAAGGUCACGGGGAAGGUAUGGUCGCAGCCACCCAGGCCCAGCAGCAGCUGAUGGAAGCUGGUGUAGGGGUUGGUGUGGAAGGUGGAGCAGGGGUUGAAAUGAUGGUUAUGGACUCACUGGAUCCCACUCUGUUGCAGAUGAAGACUGAGGUGAUAGAUGCUGCAGUGGGGGGAUCAUCAGCGACAGUGGGUGUUGUUGGAGGGGUAGCAGGUGCUGCUCACCAGGCCACUGUGACAACAGUGGAUCAGACUCAAAUCAUCACACUACAGGUAGUAAACAUGGAAGAGCAGGCGGCUCUGGGUCUGGGGGAGCUACAGCUGGUCCAAGUGCCUGUGUCUGCUUCCACCGUGGAGGCCCUUCAGCAAGGCACCUUUGUAGACACCACUGCUAUGCCAAAGGACGGCGACCCGGUCAUCUGCCACACUCUGCCGCUCCCUGAGGGUUUUCAGGUAGUGAAGGUUGGAGCUAAUGGGGAGGUGGAGACAGUCGAGCAGGAGGAAGAGGGAGAAGAAGCUCACCGUGAAGAGGAGGAAGAUGAGGACGUGGGAAACCAGCUGCUGGAAGAAGGGGAGGAUGAGCCCAUUCAACCUCCCAAUGACGACCCAAACUGGGCUAAAGACCCAGACUAUCAGCCCCCACCUGGAGCUCUCAAGAAGACCAAAAAGGGUAAAAAGAGUCGCCUGCGUUACGCUGAAGGAGACAAGGACAUGGAUGUUAGUGUUUAUGACUUUGAAGAGGAACAACAGGAGGGCCUUUUGUCUGAGGUCAACGCCGAGAAAGUGGUGGGCAACAUGAAACCACCCAAACCCACCAAGAUUAAGAAGAAAGGAGUGAAGAAGACAUUUCAGUGUGAGCUGUGUAGCUACACGUGCCCCCGACGCUCCAAUCUGGACAGACAUAUGAAGAGCCACACUGACGAGAGGCCUCAUAAAUGUCAUCUAUGUGGAAGAGCCUUCAGGACCGUCACCCUGCUAAGAAACCAUCUCAACACACACACCGGGACUCGUCCACACAAGUGCACAGACUGUGAUAUGGCUUUUGUGACAAGUGGAGAGCUGGUUCGUCAUCGACGCUACAAACACACACAUGAGAAACCCUUCAAAUGCUCCAUGUGUGACUAUGCCAGUGUGGAGGUGAGCAAACUAAAGCGUCACAUUCGUUCCCACACUGGCGAGCGUCCAUUCCAGUGCAGUCUUUGCAGCUAUGCCAGCAGAGACACAUACAAGCUGAAGAGACACAUGAGGACACACUCAGGAGAGAAACCUUAUGAGUGCUACAUCUGCCAUGCCCGAUUCACCCAGAGUGGAACCAUGAAGAUGCACAUUCUGCAGAAACACACGGAGAAUGUGGCCAAAUUCCACUGUCCACACUGUGACACCGUCAUCGCACGCAAGAGUGACUUAGGUGUUCAUCUUCGUAAGCAGCACUCAUUUAUUGAGACUGGAAAGAAGUGUCGUUACUGCGACGCCGUUUUCCACGAGCGCUACGCUCUGAUCCAACAUCAGAAGUCCCAUAAGAAUGAGAAGAGGUUCAAAUGCGACAUGUGUGACUACUGCUGCCGCCAGGAGCGCCACAUGGUGAUGCAUCGUCGCACCCACACCGGAGAGAAACCAUAUGCCUGCAGCCAGUGUGAAAAGACAUUCAGACAGAAGCAGUUGCUUGACAUGCACUUCAAACGCUACCAUGACCCCAACUUUGUCCCUACUGCCUUUGUCUGCCCCAAAUGCAGUAAGACCUUCACUCGCAGGAACACCAUGGCACGCCACUCUGAGAACUGCAGUGGUGAGGUGGAGGAUGCCGAAAACGGAGCUCCAACCCCGAAGAAAGGAAGGAGAGGAAGAAAGAGGAAGAUGAGGAGCAGGAGAGAUGACGAUGACAGCGAGGAGGAUCACGUCGAACCAGACGAGGAGGAGGACGAGGGUGAGGGUGAGGAAGAGUCGUCAUUGCUGCAGGAAGAGGAGGAGGCAGAAAGCAUGGAACUGGACCAGGCACCUGCCGCCAUCCCAGUACCAGCUCCAGAUGAGCCACCGGUCAAGAGGAAACGAGGCCGGCCCCCGAAGAAUGCCCCCAAGCCUCCAACACCCAGCAAGUCAGUCCGGGUGGCUGCCAAGACGACUGCUUCUGCGGCUGCCAUCAUUCAGGUGGAGGAUGAGAGCACCGGAGCAGUGGAGAACAUUAUAGUGAAGAAAGAGGAUGGCGACACCUCUGCAGCUACACCUCUGGAACAGGGGGUGGCCCUGACUGUGGAGGGGGUGGGGCUGGACGGGGAAGGGGUGGAGACUGUUGAGCUGGCUGUGAAUGAGGAGACAGCGGCAGCCGCCGCCGCCAACGGAGAUCUGACACCAGAGAUGAUCCUCAGCAUGAUGGACCGGUGAACACGCCACGCACAUGUAGCCGGACUAUAAGUAAAAUUGGCAAACACACAUUAAUCACAUCUACAUCCUUGGCCUUCACCUGAUGGCAGCCAUUUUGCCUCCAUUGAAGUGGCUGCAAAAAAUGGUGGCAGUAAAAACAACCAUGUACAAAGAAGGGAAGCCGCAUGUCAAUAAUUAUACACAGUAACUUCACAUCCAUAUGCAUCAACCUGCACACUGAUGUUUGUGGGUCUCAUGCACACACACAAAACACCAAAUCCCACUGCACAUACACGCGUCAUCUCCCACACCAUAUGCAGAUAUCGUCCAAGCUAAUGACAGAUUGCUCUCUGCUCUUAAAUGCUUUUUUUCUUAUUCUUUUUCGGUUUGAAUGUCUUCUGGAUGAAUCAUUGUGUAUUUUGCUACUUGUUUCUACCCAAAGCCACAUCCUGUGUCAGUCUCUACCCACACGCCGCAGUUAAUGUUCAGCUCCUCUGUGUUACUCUGCCAAAAGGAGACAUUAGGUGAUCUACCUUCACUUCUCACUUCGAUUCUCUGCUGUCGUGCUUGCUGUUCUUGCAACUAUGCUGAUUUUUGCCAAUUCUAAGCCUUUGUACGUGUAUAUAUCGAUAUAAAUGUAGUUUUUUCCAAUGAAACAUAGUAUAUGGUACUUGAGUUUGCCUCUGAGAUACCACUUGCGCUCAGUCAUAUGAUCUGUAUAUUUUUCCCCAAUGUAUGAUUCUCCUUCUUGGCCGGUGUAAACACAUGGUCCAUGUUGUGGUGUUAUUAGCUGGAAGUUUGUCAACAGAGGCUUUUGUAGUAAGACAUUAACUGAAGGAUUUUUCUUUAUACAUGAGCAAAUGGGCAGAGGCAGACACAGUCAGACGAACUGAAGUCAGUGAUAACUGUUUUUCAGCUUCCUCGUUCAUUUGUUGGACAUCCACACUGCCAGCACCCAACCUUGUUCUAAUGGAAACGUGCCCUCAGUCAGCUCGUACAAAUGAAAUACUUGAGAAUUUCGUGUCCCACCACCGACGUAGUUUGACAUGAAGUUAGUUUUUCAACUGUUUUCAUACUUUCUCCUACCUAUCACUGAUGGACAGUUGUGUCGUUCAUAGCUCAUGUUCCUCCUGUUCCUCAUUUGAAAAGGAGAAAGUAGAUAGUUAACCAUGACAUUAACUGACUGAUCCCUACCAGUUGGAGAAAGUACAGAUAAUCCUCAUUCAGUUGGUGAAACCUUGUACUAUAAUUGUGAUUCUGAACAUUCCAAACACUUAAUUAACUUGGAAUUAUGUCUAUGCAUUUGAAUCAUCUCACUUGAAGUAACCAGCAGUAACAAACAUUGUUUUGCAAGGUAAUACCAGCUGCUCCUUAUGUUUCCUUUAAAUGUAUUCACUUCCCAGCUCAUACUGUACUUGGAACUAUUUUUAGAGGCCAGAAUGUGGAUCAUUGCUUCAUGAGACCCCCCAAAAUAAUCAGUGAUCACCAACAGUGGCAGGUGGUUUGCAUGUAAAUACACAUUUGAAACCCUUUGCUUUUUGAUUUAUUGCGAACCUUUUUAAUGUUUUUAAACAGCUGAUUUGGAGAUGAUGUGUUGGUUAAAAGGGACAUUAAGGUUUUCAUUGAUAUGGUGAACGUGUCUGUGCCAUACCUGGCACUCCAUGUCCUGAGUCUGUAAAGGUGAUUUGCAAAAUGACCUUUCAAUCAUGCUUUCCUUCCACAGGCGAGUCCCUCUUAACCAGCCAAACUGAAUUGUGAACCACUAUCAUUAAUCUGUCUGUAUUCUGUUGCUCAUAGCCAUUUUGUAUCUGCUUUGAUACCAUUUUACAGUUAUUUUCUGGCCAUUUUGUAGUUUGCAUUUCUUUGUGGUUAGCUCAGUUCAGUAGUGUGACAGAAGCUUUGUCAGAGACAAAAGUGUUUGGCACCCAAUCUAAAACCUUGUACUGAAUGAAGUUCAGCUAGUAAACUGUAUGUAACAACAACAAAACGGCCUUCUUAUUCUUUUUUUUCUCAUUCUUUUUUAAAAAGGAUGGCAGUUUUGGAUGCUGUGUAUUUUGUUUGCUGUACUAUGUUUACUUACGUAAUCAAGAUCAGCCCCAGACUAAGGCCUUUUUAACCUAAGUGUUGCAGUUCCACUAGCCCUGAGCUUUCAUUCGGUGUCCAUUUGCAUCCAGUACUAAGGUAUGUUUGCCUGGGAUAGUCACUGAAUGAAAGUUAUCCCUGAUUUUAUUAACAUAGCACAGGGUAAAGUUAGAACACUUAUGCUUUCAGUCCACUGAAGAUGUUAAUCCUUACACUAGGGCUUAAAGGUCUAAAGUGACAGUUAGACCAUAAGUUAUGGUGUGGCCUUCCCUUUAUUACAGCAGGACCUGUUGUUGCCAGAUGGAACAAAUUUCAUUUGUAACAUAACUCCGGUUAAAUGUCCGGUAUUUUAAGAACAGGCUGUAAGGAACAAUGGACGCAGAAAUGGUCACACAAAGAUAGUCGUGCCAAGAUCCUGAAAGGAAAUCAAUGUUCAUGAAUGGAAUGGACACUUUUGUGGUUGUCAUUCAGAAACAUCAGUUUUGUGACUGCCGUGGUCUGAGUCUCAUUCUAUAAAACAAGAAAGAACGAAAUGCUUUGUUCUCUAUCAUGGUAUUGUUCUGCGGACGGAUGGAAGAUGGAUGUUGGACUGUUCUCACGGCAACAGCUUUGGGUUUUUUGUUUUGUUUCAACAUUGCUUGUUUGUGUUGACAGAAGAACUGAAAACAGUUUUAAGAUGGUUUUAAACAUGCCCUGUUUGAAGACCAUAAAAACAGAAGAAACCUUUCUCAUGUCAUUUUUGAAGAUAAGCUACUGUACAGCUGAUGACAAAUAAAAUCCUCCUAAUGGC
Messenger RNA from Chelmon rostratus (copperband butterflyfish), 5564 nucleotides. RefSeq names its product CCCTC-binding factor (zinc finger protein) (gene ctcf). The record is from RefSeq and is a predicted model, not a curated record. Gene Ontology annotation, molecular function: DNA-binding transcription factor activity, RNA polymerase II-specific; RNA polymerase II transcription regulatory region sequence-specific DNA binding. The transcript is spliced from 16 exons. Gene Ontology annotation, cellular component: nucleus. NCBI's taxonomy places the organism in Eukaryota, Metazoa, Chordata, Actinopteri, Chaetodontiformes, Chaetodontidae. Gene Ontology annotation, biological process: regulation of transcription by RNA polymerase II. Bases 173 to 2713 code for a protein of 846 amino acids.